AUGGCAGACGAAGAGAAGGAGAAGGCGGAGAAGAUCGCAGCGGCGAAGAAACGCUACGAACAAUUGAAGAAGCAGAAGGCGAAGAAGGCGGGCGGAGGAAAGAAGAAGGGAGACAAGACUGAGGAACCCGCCGAAGCCGAAGCCUCGACUGAAACCCCGACCGAAGCAACUUCUCCCGAAGAGAAGCCCGAACAGGUCGCGCCAGAACCCGUAGAAGCUACAAGCGUGCCAGAGCCGCCAGCAGAGGACGAUGACGAGCCCUCGGAGCUAGCCGUACCCAAGCCGUCGCACGGCCGCAAGCCCUCAGUCGCCGUUGAUUCGCGACAGCGCUCCGAAUCUUUCUACCGCUCGGGAGCCGCUGGUGGACCUCUGUCGCCUGGAGGAGGGGUUGCAAGCGAGGUCUACCGGGAACAAGCACAGAAGAUCGAGGAGCUCGAGAAGGAGAACAAGCGUCUGACAAGCGAAGUUGAAGAGAACCAGACCAGAUGGAAGAAGGGCGAGGAAGAAUUGGAGGAACUGCGAGAAGGCAGAGGUGAUGUCGCGCUCGCUGUAGAGAAAGGCAAGGAGGCUGACAAGCUGAAAGCCGAAGUCGAAUCGCUAAAGAGGCAACUUGCGCAGGCGCAAACGCAGAGCAACAAGUCCACACGCCGAACGUCGACCGCAUCGCCUAGCCAAAGCGCAUCCAUCGACGAUCUGAACGCGCAAGUCGCUUCAAAGUCCGCGACUAUCGAGUCACUCGAGCUGGAAAUAUCGAACGUCAACAGACAGCUGUCAGAGCAAACGAACAAGAACAACGAGCUUCAGUCGAAGAUUACAAGCCUGGAAUCGGCAGUACAAAGGGCAGAACAAGAAGGAAGCUCAACGAAGACUGAGUUACAGGAUCUCAAGGCGAGCCUGGACAAGGCUGGUGAUCAGGCAGAGAAGGAUGGUUCAGAUCGCGACUCUGCGCAGACGCGCAUUGCGCAACUGGAGGCUGAGUUGGGCACCGCGAACCGCAAGGCCUCAGACUCGGUCUCGCGCGCAGAGUUGCUGGAGAAGAAGAUCGAGACUCUUACACAGCUACACCGCGACAACGACUCACGAAACCAAACACGCCUGCAAGAGCACAAGAAGAUCGAGCGCGAAGCAACAGAACUACGAACCCGUAUAACAGGUCUCAGCAAUGAGAACGCGCGUCUCCGAGAGGCAGAGCAGCGUCGCCGCAAGGCAGACCUCGGCUCUAUUGAGGACUCCAGUGUUCAAGAGCUCUUAGACGAAGAGCGCGACCGUCUCCUCGCUAAAGUGCGCGAGCUCGAGGAAGAGAACUUUGAGCUCCGCCGUGGCGUAUGGCGCGACCGUCGCCGCGACAUGCAACCCCCCAUCGACGACCAAGCAGACGCCUCGCACCCCUACAAUAGCUCCAACAGCUUCGACGACGUCGACCUCUCUGGAGCACCAUCCCGUCAAGCCCUCCCCAACCGCACACACUCGUCCUUCCAAGACGUCAUCCAGUCUGGCAUCUCAGCCUUCACCGGCCAGAACCCCGCGCAUCGAAGAAGCGACGCAGCGAGCAAGCCGAAGCCGAGACAAGAGAGCCUGGGUAGUUUGGACGAGUUUGAGAUCGAUGAGGAUGCGUUUAGGCAGGCGCAGGAAGAGGAGGGCAAGAAGAGACUUGAGAGAGUCAGGGAGGUUAAGAGGGGCCUUGUGCAGUACAAGGGCUGGAGACCGGACUUUGUGGACGUCAGGGUGGGGAUGGGUGGUGUCUUUGAGAUAUAA
Molecule: messenger RNA, 1755 nt
Organism: Alternaria novae-zelandiae
Lineage: Eukaryota; Fungi; Ascomycota; Dothideomycetes; Pleosporales; Pleosporaceae
Exons: 3
Coding region: 1-1755 (584 amino acids)
Biological process (GO): cytoskeleton-dependent intracellular transport; cytoplasmic microtubule organization
Cellular component (GO): centrosome; cytoplasm
Molecular function (GO): dynein light intermediate chain binding; microtubule binding
Source: RefSeq, a predicted model, not a curated record